Molecule: messenger RNA, 1390 nt
Organism: Physella acuta
Lineage: Eukaryota; Metazoa; Mollusca; Gastropoda; Physidae
Product: protein timeless
Biological process (GO): DNA repair; replication fork arrest; DNA replication checkpoint signaling
Cellular component (GO): replication fork protection complex
Molecular function (GO): DNA binding
Source: RefSeq, a predicted model, not a curated record
UGUUUUAUUUACUUAAGAAAACUGUCUUGUCUGCCACGUAAGGCAGUGCUAUAAAUUAGAGCUUGAAGAAAAAAAAAUGUAGAAAUAGAGAAAUAUCGUGUGACAGAUAAUUAUAAAAAUGCCAGGAUUGGCUAAAGUAUCAAAUUUCAAAUUCAUCAGUUUUUUUUCUAAGUUGCAUUAACAAUGUGUUGUGCUUAGAUCAUUUUGAAAAAGCAAAUGCAGAAUCAGAAAAUGGACUGGUUUAGGAAUAAAAGUUAUGUAUUCAACUUUUGGAUAUUUGAAGUGUAAAUGCGCUUUUCCGACAGCUAAAGUUAUUACGUCAGACAGAUAAUUACGUGCCCAAACUACAGCUGACUAAGCCUGUUUCUUUGUUUCAGUUUCAGCUAAUUAUUUUACUUUGGUUGGCAGAUGAGCAAACUGGAAUCCACGUCCACCGAAAUUAAAAAUGCCCAGCUUUAAAAUCUGUGAACUGAACUUUCAUAGGACUUCUGUACUUAACACUUAAAUACAGCAGAACUUUCCUUCAGGGCCAACUUAUAUUUUAAAAAACCUAACAUGGUACCAGCCAUUACUUAAAUACAGUUCAGUGUUUGACAAUAAUUUCAUCAACCAAUACCUGAAUAUAUCUCACAUCAGCCAAUACCUGCAUAUACCUCAAAUCAGCUAACACCUGCAUAUACCUCACAUCAACUAACACCUGCAGUACUUUCUGUGUGAGAUCAAAGAGGAAAGGUAUCUACCAUGGAGUGGAAUAUGAUGGAGCCCAUAGGCUCCAGCUAUGUCCUAGGGGACAUGGUUGAUGGUGUCUUUCUACCCAGUGAUGACUGCGAAGAGGUUCUGGAGGAGAUGAUUGAUGCCCUGUUGAAUGAAGACAAGAGAACCCUUGAUGUCAGAAGACGCAUGUCCCUGGAAAAUGAUCUAGUGCCCUUGCUGAAGGUGUGCAAUGAUGAGGAAAUAUUUGGUAAAGCUGUCAGGCUGAUGGCAAAUUUGACGCAGCCAUUUGACAUGUGCAUCCAGCCGUCCUAUGUGAUUAAUGAGCUGUACAGGAAUGAGGUCAACAACCUAAUCAGCAGCACCAAGCACCAGUGUACUGACCUGGACUUUCUCAAGUCUUUGAGCACCAACAUGAAGGAAAUAUUACACAAAGAUGUUCUAGAACCUGCUGACUGCCAAUGCCUGAACCACUGUGUACUUCUCUUAAGAAAUUUAUUCCACGUCAAGCCUGGUACAGCGCCAUCAGACCAAGCCUCCAUAGCCCACCAGUGUCUUGUCAGUUCAUUUUUCAUCAAUGAACUUGAUAAAGUCAUCUACACCAUGUUGAACCACAAAUUCAAGGAAACUUGGACCAUUGGAAUGGCUCAACUCAUUUCAUUCUUAUUCAAAGGACUAU